GAACCACCAAACUGUCAACGCUUAAAUCACGCUGCCUGUAAAAUGCCGUUAAGCGCCUUCGGUGCCAAAAACCACUAAAUUCGUGCGAAAAGUGAAAAAAAACUACGAAAAAUAACACAGAAUGGUGACCACAAAUACAACGAAUAAUAAUAUACAUAUAAAUAAUAAUGAGGAAUAUGAUAUCGAUCAGGAUGAUGGCAUGCAGGACUUGGGACUGCCGGUCUCAGUGCAGACAUUUCUCUGGCGACAGAUUGCCCCAUUCAUAAGACCCAAAUUGGGCAAGUUACAUGAGGCGAGUUGUAUGUUUUGUCAACAUGCACCAGGACAUCAUGAAUCGAAAGAGGCUUGCAAGUCCUUUGAAAAAGUGCUCGUACAAAAUAUACAGUUUGGCCUAUCACCACCGCUCACCAAAGCAUUGGGCGCCAUACCGCGCUGGCGUCUGCUGCAAGCCGCUUUGCCGCAUGUCAUGCACUGUGUUGCCGCACUGUUGCACAAUCGUGUCAAGGAUAUGCAAGCGAUUGGACCUGUUGAAACCAAACUACUUUACACAAUGCAAUGGAUAUUGCUGUAUGCGGCCGAGGAGUGUGCGGACGAUGAGGGUGGCAAUGAAAUUUUAGGCGAUGAGACACCCAAACAGAAAUCAAUGGAGCAGUAUUUGUUUUCAGUGCCAACUAUAACGCUCUUCGUCUACUUAUUCGCGCCCAUCAUACAUCACUUGAAAGAGUCAGAUUUUCAGAAUUUUCGUCUCGAGAAUGGCAUCAAACUGUGGCAAGGCAUGUGGGAUAAUCGUGCGCCAGGUGCACCCUGCUUUACGGCGCCGGUUAAGCCGAAGGCGCGUAAUUUGCUAUGUGCGCCCACACCUAAAGGCUCUACAGAUGUAUUUCCAGGACGUAAGCAGUCGUCUAAUGUCGACGUGGCCACAUCGCCAAAACCCGACUCGCCGCAAAGUCAGCUGUCGGAGCAGACGAGGCAAGAAGAAGAUAACUCUUGGGUCUCAUCACCGAAAGAGUUCGCCUUUCCUGAGACCAUACCCGAAGAGGCCUCUAGCGUGGAGGAUGAGCGCAUAGUUUUCUUUAGACUACCCUCAGCGCCACAUUUAAUGGAUAAUUCUUUUUUUACGGCUGAUGCGAGUUUGCUGCAACAACAGCAAUCACAAAGUCGACGCGGUAGCCGUCAAUCGGUGCACUCCCGCGAAAAAGAUAAGCCGGCUACGAAAUUCGAAUUCGACCAGCAGGAGUUGAUGCGUGGCGCAUCGGUUAAGGAGAAACGUAGUCCGUCCGUUGAGAAAGAGAGCGAAUCGGAUAAGUCAGAUAGCGUGCGUGUAGACGUGUCGGCAGCUACAUUUCUCGAUGUGGCCGUAUUGCGUUGUCUCUUCAUUUCCCACUGGCAAGAGGAGGGUAUAUUCUGGAGUCUACAGUAUUUAUACAAUCGUUUGAGCGAAAUAGGGGAGGAUGCUGCAAUAACUUUAAAUCAACCGCGCAAACGUUCGAAUUCAUUGCCCAUACCACAAAUCGAAAUAUCAUUGUAUCAAGGACCGGGCAGUAAUAGUCGUGAUAGCCCGAGCAGCUCGGUAGCUAAAGACUAUAUUGAGAUACCGGAGCCAUCGAUAACAACUUGUUUAGUUGAGGAGUCCAGCCCCACUGCGGAGCGUCGCGGUAGCGAGAAGAAGAAACGCGUUAAAAUGGCGGACUUGCGCGCUUUUGUUGAGACAAAAAUGUUUUCGAAAUCCGAGAAGAAUCUUGAAAAAGUAGGCCUAGAUACAUGCUCUGCUAAUGGCAAGAGACCACUGCAACAUGCAGAAUAUCAUCGCAGUUUAGACACGGGCGAGAAGAAGUUGUCGCGCUCAGCUUCAAUGAUCACACGUGAGCCGGCGAGUAAUCUUAUAAAGGGGAAAUCAAUGCCGAGCUUAAGCUGUCUUCUUGAUAGCGGAUUUUACAGGUAUGUAGAGCCACCGAAAGCCAUGCGUCCCUCCCAGUCAACCGGGCCACGUACGGCCUUCUAUCCGCGCAAUCCCAUAAUCACGGUCACGGAACAUACGCCUACACCGUCGCCAGAUUAUCUUAAACGGCAGGGCUCCAUUGACUCUCAGUUGGACGCGCUCAGCAAUGGUGGCAGUAUUAGUGGUGUAGCAGGCGGCACAGGUGGCAGCGUUGGCGCUGGUGUUGGCUCCACAAGCAGUCGUUUCCGCGGUCAAAUGUUACGUUCACACACCGACUCACACAUCGAUUAUACGGGCGUAGACGAAUCGGAGGCACCCGGCAGCUCAUUUUAUAUAACACGCGAUGGUGGCAUUGACUACGAAAUCGUCCUGCUGGCGGUCUAUAAUAUAUUCAAGCGUGACAUGACCAUUUGUUCGCAACGUGUCUUGGAAGCCGGUUUGAAUAUUUGUGAAUUGUUACUGGAAAUGGGCGUACUUAAGUUGGGCGAACAUGCGCAUGAGAUCUCUAUGGGUAUUAUAAAGCGUGCCUUGCUCAUAUUGGGUUGUCAUAACGGUUGCAAUGAUGGAGUGCGCGGUCCACCAGCCGACUUCUUACGUAGUCAAUGCCAGAAGAUUCUCUCACGCGUUCUGCGUCAAGCGAGCCAACGUACUAAACGUUAUUUACAGCAAAUGGUAAAGACUUCGGAUUUGCAUGAGUUAGUGGACUUCUUUCAUGCCUUUGUGGCUUUUUGUGUGGAUCCAAGCUCAUUACUUUCGCCGCUGACACAUAAGCGCACGGGUGGAUUUAAAAAUGUUAACACCGAUACGUCCCCAUCAGGCGGCCAAGGUGGCUACUCGACUAAUUUCAGUGGCGGUCUCAGCGGCGGUCCGGAAUCACAAGUAAUUGCUGCUGUCUUCAAGCCGUUGGUUACACGUUUUGUAGAAGCUGCAAAAGAUCUGAAGACGCCGGAGAAUUCCACACUUUAUAGCGACAUAAGACAACUUAUCACCUAUGUAAAGGGCGCACAUGGCGGACCAUUUAGAUUGGUGGCGUUGAGUGGUAUAUUGGCGGUGACACCGCGUCCACACAAGAAGGGUCCCAUUUCACAAACAACACGCGUUAUAAGACACAUACCACAGGCGGAGGUCGCGCAGAGUAUACCAAAUGAUGACAAUCGUUCGCAACGCCGGUUGCUGUUGAAAAAGCGCAGUACUUCUUCAGCUUGUGCUGUGAGCCUGCUUGAAACGGAGCCAUGUGAAGAGCACUAUAAGAGCAGUCAAUCGCCAUUGAGCAACUUUCGUCGACGCACGACCGGCGUACGUCCAACACUUACGCCACGUCACAGUGAGCGCGCUUUACUCUCCGACUCCACCUCGAGCUCGGAACGUAAUUCCCUGGGACGUUUGAGUGGACUCGUACGUUGGUUUCGCAGCACACCGAAAGAGGCUUCGUCGAUUGAUUUGGAAAUUGGCUCUCUGAAUCCGGAAAUUACAUCGACUUUCAUACGUCACGCUUCGCUGAAGAUACAACGAGGACGUACAAGUGAUGGCAUUGGACGCUCAAUACAACGCGCUAAGCGGCGUGUGGAACGGCGUCUCAAUCGUUUUGGCGGCAUUGUGAAGGGUAAGAAGAAGACGGGCGGUAUUGAGGAAACCGCUGAUAAUAGUCGACGCAGCUCAUCGGACAUGUGUGAUGGGCCACGCGAAUCGGAGGUGGUGGUGUUGAAGGAGCGGAAAUUGAUACCUCUGGAGCCGGUGCGUAUGGGCAUGUUGCGUUUAUCGUUUCUGUUAGAAACCUGUGCGCCGGGCUCUUUUCCCGAUCCACAGCUGAUUGCAGCCGUAUUGGAUUUGCCCCAAGCGCCACUUGUUGCACGUGCCACCUUUCUACUGGAAUGCGCACACUUUGUACAUCAAUGCAAUAAAGGUCAGUGGCCACCCUGGAUGAAGCACAAUUUAACCGGUUAUCGGCCGUCGGGCGCCAAUCUCAAUAUAAACCAGACCAAACAUCAAACAACAGCAACUUCUACCAGACGCACACAUAUUUUACAGCGAGCAGCCGGCAAAAUGUUUCAUCAGUGGGCAGAGAUGCUGGGCGCUCGUUUGGAGGAAAUCAUCUUCACCGAGCGUCUGCAAUUCGAGACUGUGAAUGCGACGCUUGCCGACCCCGAGCGUCAACGCGAACUGCUGCAGCAAGACGAGGAGGAGGACUUUCUUGAUGAAGCUUCAGUCAAUCCACACGGUAACGAUUGUCCACACGCGUUGAAAUUAAUCGCAUGUGUGCUGCUCUACGAGAUCACUUCAUUUCUGCGCGACACCUAUGUGCUCCUACCAAAAGCCUCCAAGCUGUUGCAUCGAGAGAAACAUGCGCCUUGGGAGAAAGUGUAUCGCGAAGCAAAUCGACGUUGGUCAAUGGCUCUAAGCUCGAUGGGUCACUCGCAGACCUCUGCUCAGAGCUUGCAGUCCAUCGCCGCAGGUAAUGAUGCAGCUGGUGGCCAAACUGAGCGUAAAAUUUCUUUUGUACUACACGAACCGGACAACGAGUCGGAGAACAGCAGCAAUACGACGUUAACAAAAGAAGGUGAAGAAGCACGACGUCCAGCGGCAUCGGCGGUGCGUCCAUUCCUCUUGCGACGUGGCACCGCAACUACCACAGGUGGCUCAUUCAAGCGACGUUCGUUGAAACUGCGCCGUAACACCAAGGAUGGCAAAGAGUUGGAAACCGAUUUUAAACGCGUCGACUCCAUACAAUCUCGUCGCAAAGUUUCAUCACUUUCCGAUCGCAGCGACACCUCUGAACAAGGCAUGGUGAGCGGUGAGGAGUCACCGGGCAUACUCAGUGAUGAUCAACAACCUGAAUCUCCAACUGACUCGAAUGAAACCGACGAUACGGCGAAAAAUAUGCCAUGGCUUAAAGCAGUUAUCGAUCUGAUCACCAGCUACAACUAUUAUUGUUCACAUAAGGGUUACUGCCAUCCCUAUUGCUAUAAGCGUCACAUGCGCGCCUGCACACGGCUGAUAAAGGCAACACGCAAGAUCUAUGGCGAAGAAUUUGGCUUCACUUUCGACUAUGAGAACCCGACGGUAGAGCCAACCGUGCCGGUAAGCGCAGGCACUUCGAAAACACACCCAGCCCGACCACGUUCAACGCGUAAAGUGUCCGAGCAGAGUUCAACGCACACAUCACCCUCGAAGCGUAAGGAUAGUAUCUCGCGUCGCGAUCGCAUAAGUGAUGACCCAGAUAUAGAGAUCGCAAGCAAGUUAGCUGAUACCUUUCAUCAGGAGAAGGAAAAGAAGGAGCAAGAAGAACCGGCCAUACUGAAAUAUCAACGUUUCUACAUACGCACUUUAUUCCAUUAUCCAUUCGCAACGAUGCUUAAGGGUGCUGUAAUACUCACCGAAGAAAUGGUUAUCGAAGCUAUGCCAGCCGCCUGGGAACUUUUACUCGAUACAAAUCAAGAUACUGCUUCGGCUAGUGCGGCUGUCUUUCUUAUGGGCUCCGUGAAGGCGCAAAAUUUCGCCUUCGAUAUUAUGCAGCGCGCUUUAAAGAGCAAGGACCCGGAUGUGCGUAUCGGCGCGGUGCAGAGGUAUCUGGUGCUAUGGAAGAGCCGCUUUCACGUUUGGCCACGUAUGGAGGAGAACGCACACGAUCUCACAUUCAAGGUGCCACCGGGCGGCAUCGAGUUUACGCUUCCCUCACCGAAAAUAGGCAUUGAAAGCCUACCAGUCGUCGAUCCGCCUUGGAUGCCGGUGCAGCAAAGUAAAGAUAUGGACGUGACACUCAAUCAGGACAGACAUCGCUCACUCGUCACGGCUACGAAAAGUCGUAAAAUGCAACAGACAGAGGCAAUACGUAAUGCUUUGAGACAACAACGUGACAAGCAACGCGCCGAGCGCCACAGCUUCCUCAUCACCACAAUACCAAUCAGUCAGCAGGCAUCUCAUGAGCCGGGCAUGGAGCACGAAGAUCAUGAGGGUGAAGAGGAUUUGGAUGGUACACGCAUACAUUUACAUCAUGCCCACUCGCUGUUUCCAUCGGUACUCUGCUCCUCGGUUAUGCAAAUUGUCGGCUGCUUAGACGACGCAGCGAUUGGCAGUGAUGGCAACGCGGUCUAUGAAAUUGCCUAUCAGGCCAUUUGGGUUUGCUUGGUCGAGGAGUCGGCACUAUUUUUGCGCUACGUCUUCGAACGUUUGACACGUGACCGACAGGAUCAAAUGUUUAAAUUGUUACGUCAUUUGAUACGCUUUGUGCCGCGCUUGCCACAACAGGCGGCCUUUGCGCUGUACAAUUCGAUCAUUGGCUAUAUAAUGUUCUAUGUGCGCUCCUCCAAUGAGCACAAGCAAGAGCUCGUCGGCUCGGCACUCUCUGUGCUUUGGAUGGUGGUUCACAGCGUUCAUGGCAUUAUGUUUAAAGAUCUCAAACAGAUUUUACGUAAAGAACAAUGUGAUGCCUCAAUCUUACUCACUGCAAAUGUGCCGGCCGCCAAGAAAAUUAUCGUGCAUGGCGGCUUUGAGGAGGGCGGUAUUCCUUCGCAAUUUCCCGUGCAAGAAGAUACAUUAUUCUGUCAAUUGUUGAAGGAAGCUUUGGAUUAUUACCGCAUUGAUGAGAAGAACGCACAUCAGUACUUCCUGGUGGAUCACAAAAGUGACAAAAUUCUCAAUCCCAACUGGCACAUACGCGACUUGUACUUCUUCAAACGUUCACAAUAUCCACAAGUACGUUUGAAGCGCAUGAAACCCGAAGACUCCUAUGUGGCAUUACAAAAGCAAGAGCUCACUAAGAAAUUCGUAGAAAUCGGCAAGGUACAUCUAACAUGGGCCAUUCUAAAGAAUGUCGAUAUGGUGGUGCAACGUGUGGUCUUUCUACACGAGGAACUCAUGAAACUGCAGUCCUUCCCACGUAAAGCACUCGAAGUCGAUUUGGAUCUGCAUCAAGGUGGUGAAUAUGGCGAAGUGCUACUUGGCCUGGAUGUCCUACACAAAUUCAUGUGGGUACGUUUGAUUGCGCGCAUGUUCGAGGCCAUGGCCGGUAAUUUUGCCUACUCCGCCGACAUACAAUUAUUUCUGAACGUGCUCUCGGGCGCUGCGAUAUUACACGCUGAAGAUUCUUGCAUUAUGCGUUAUGUCAUGGCUACCUAUAUUAAUGCUGCUUUUAACUUUAAGAAUAUAUUUUCCACAAAUGGUUAUUUCAUGAUUAUGCCGACUCUGUUGCAAGUUUAUUCGUUGCAUCAGACAAAUAAAUUGAUUACGACCACCAUUGAGUACGCGGUGAAGCAGUUCUAUUUGCUCAAUCGAAAACCGUUCAUUUUGCAAAUGUUCGGUUCGGUGUCGGCCAUACUAGAUACGGACGAGGAUGGUACCUACGGCGAGGCGCAUAAGGUGCAAUCGAGUUGCCUCUUUAACUUACUGUUGAGCUUGGAAGAUCCUUCACCGGAUCCGCUAAAUAUUGCCGAGCUGGUUAAGGAGCCUAAGCCGCUGAAAGCUAUCGAUUUCUGUUAUCAUGAUGAGGAUGGUGAUGUCACAGUAUUGGAUUGCAUCACAUUGUGUGUCAUGGUAGUGUCCUACUCGGCAGAAAGCACACGGGGCUACCAAAUGCUGAUCAUUUUAGAGGCUAUAUUACCCUGUUAUUUACAACAAAUACAAUCGCCCAGUUAUAUACCACUGCAGGGCAAGUCCGAGCGUGAUAUCAUCUUACAGCUAGCCGUCGCCAUACGUACAAUGGUGCACAAUUGUGAGGGCUUAGCUAAGAGCUACAAUGGACCCUAUCGUAAUAGCCCGGAGCAUAAGGGCUCCUCGCAACGCAAUUGUAGUCGUGGACCACCCUGUUCGCCCGGCUUGGACUUUGAGGAGGAGUCUCACUCGAAAUAUAUAAAUGAUCCACGCACAAAGAAUAUUGUUGAUUCGGGUGAAGACUCUGAAAUGAUACGUACCGAUUAUCGGCGUCCACGUGACGUACUACUUUCUGUCGUGGGCGAUUUCCUAAGUAAAUCCCGCACACGUUUAGUGGAAUUAUCGAAGAAGCUACCGAAUGAUAACAAAACCACCGAAGUGUUAGAUGCGAAAUGUCAUAUGCGUUUGGCAGAGAUCGCGCAUUCGUUGUUGAAAGUCUCACCGUAUGAUCCCGAGUCGAUGGCUUGCCGUGGUCUUCAGCGGUAUAUGCAAGCCAUACUGCCGCGCGCCGAAUGGUCAAAUGAUACGCUGCGUAACUCAUUAAUCACCAUACUGCGUCGCGUGGACAAAGUAUUUCUGAAAAUAUCCAAGAAGCCUUCGAUACGCCGCAAUACCGAUUGGGAGGCGGCCGCUGGUUUGCUUAAAGGUAUACAUGAGACCAUCGUGCGUCAUCCGUAUGUGCUGCAUUGGCAACAAAUGAAGACGCUCAUUAGUACUGUGCAAAAUCUGAUUGUCAACGAAGGCACUAACGCUGGUGAAGGUGUCUCAAGUGCAGGUGCUGCUCUUAUGUCUCAGAAUCCUCCAGCCUUCUUUUGUUCGACGGUAGUGCGGCUGGUAGCACUACAAGUGGUCAGUCCCGUGGAUUGUUUCUCAUUGGCGCAGAUAUGUGGUGGCAGCGAAUUCGCUACGCAAGAGAAGGCCGAAGGUUUUCUAAUGCAUUUGAUUAUGCCCCUGUGCUUGAAGGUAUGCUCGGGUCGUGGUGUUUCCGAUAUUGGCGAGCUGAAGAUGACCGAUGUCUCGUUUCUACUAACAGUCGUACUAAAUGCUAUGAGUCCGCCAGCGGGUCGUACAGGACAAGCUGUCAUACAGACGAACCGUGUAGGUGGAGACCUACGCGCUGGCUCAUUAACAUUUACCGGCAGUCGUGAUGCCAAGAGACCAGCACGUAUCUCGGGUUCACUAUAUCAAGCUGCCUUCCUGGCUCUACGCAUUGUAUGCAUUUGUUUCGAGAAUCGCUUAUCAAAUGAAUGGCCGCGCAUAGUGCGUGUAAUGCGGGAUCUUGGACGGCGUAAUGAGGCGGCGCCAGAUUUAUGGAGUUUUCUUGAAUUCGUAGUCACACACAGGACGCCGCUGUACAUCGCAUUAAUGUCCUUCAUUCUGCAUAAAAUUUCCCAACCACCGAUUGGCGAUCACGAGCGGCAUAUGCAAUUCAUUAUACGUGAACGUUUGCGGGGCACACCACCUCAAGGUGGCAUCAAAUCAAAGGGUGCUCUGUUGCUGGAACUCGCCAGAGAAUUGAAGGAUCUGAGAGAUGAGCUCGAGGAAAAACGUUACGACCGCGACUCUUCGGAUCAAAAGAAAACCGAUACACCCGCCGCCGCAAGCGGCGCGGAGACACACAAAGGUCAGCAACGUCCUUCACUCAUUUCAAUAUUCACCGGCACCACCACCGGCCAGGCUUCACAUUCGCACGUUUCUGUGGUGCCAAUCGAUUCACGCACUGGUUCCGGUGGUAUUUGCACACCCAGCGACACGCUCUCCCAACAAACACUGCAACCACCCAGAGAGUCUUUAUCGAGCAGCUCAACAGGCACGCGCGAGCAACACACCAGCGAAAGUCAAAGUGGUGAGAAUGCGCCAGCUUUUGAUGCUGAUGGGGGUACUAUAGCCACCGUCUCAAGUCACGGCACGGCGGCCACAGUGAUUGCGGCGCUACCACCAUCAAUGGUAUCACAUCUCUCGCACUCCCAGUCAUUGCAGCAGGCACCUUUCAAGGCUCAACCACCUAAGUUACGGUUUGUUUCGUCGGUAGAGUUUCGACACUCAUCUGGCGAAACUUCCACCACACCGCUUUCACCAGAGUCUCCGGCCGAAGAUAGCUCCAGCGACCAUACCCGAUCGCGUUUACAGCGCUCAAAGGCAUCCAGUCGCAAAACAUUCCGGUUAAGGCGUAGUCGUCUGACGCCUAUUGAGCCACCGAGUGUGGCUCCGCCAGUUGCGCAAGAGGAACAUCCAAAAACGAUUGGCGAAAUAUCCUGGGAUUCGGUAUCGCAAACAUCAUCCACAUCCGGUUAUCGCGAAAGCAAUAGCUUGCAAACAGGUUUGCUUUCGCCAGACGGUUCGCUUGGCGGCACGACUCCGAGACGCUCACCAUCACAGCAUUCGUUGCUAAUGGUUUUUGAGGGUCACGAUGAAGAUACGCUUAUUUAACAAUCACAGUUCAGCCCGACGCG
Messenger RNA from Ceratitis capitata (Mediterranean fruit fly), 10038 nucleotides. It is a transcript of the gene unc80, whose product is annotated as protein unc-80 homolog. Gene Ontology annotation, biological process: monoatomic cation homeostasis. The transcript is spliced from 37 exons. Bases 122 to 10015 code for a protein of 3297 amino acids. Lineage: Eukaryota; Metazoa; Arthropoda; Insecta; Diptera; Tephritidae. Gene Ontology annotation, cellular component: axon; cation channel complex. The record is from RefSeq and is a predicted model, not a curated record. Gene Ontology annotation, molecular function: monoatomic cation channel activity.